AAGCCGUACUCUUGUGAAACCUGUGGGAAAAGUUUUAGUCAAGGAAGUACUUUGAAAGUCCACAUGAGAACUCACACAGGUGAGAAGCCGUACUCUUGUAAAACCUGCGGAAAAAGUUUCCGNNAAGGAAGUACUUUGACAGUCCACAUGAGAACUCACACAGGUGAGAAGCCGUACUCUUGUGAAACCUGCGGAAAAAGUUUCACUGAAGGAAGUAGUUUGAAAGUCCACAUGAGACGUCAUCAUCCUGAAACGUCCGUGGAAGAAAAAACUUAAACAGCGUAAAAGUUUGAAAUGAAGUGGACUUCUGUUGGUACCUGUAGAGGAGGUUGAUACAGUCAAGACAGUCAUAGUGUUUCGUUCCAUCAUUACAUCUUCAAAUGUUGUUAAUUUUAAUUUCUUCAUCAGCAAAAUGUCACAUACAUUGCAGCAAAUUCCCCAAACAGAAACCACCUCUACUGAUUUAGUGUAUGUUUUAAAAUGUGAUCACAGGCUGUAAUGCUGUACAGGUCAAACUGUGUGAAAACUACAGCCAUAUGUCAUGAAUUUAAUCUGUCAUCUGUUUGUUCCUCAUCAGUGAUUUAUUUCUUGAUGCAUUAUUGGAAAUGCUAAACUUGUUUUGAAGUCCGCAUUGAUUUUAAACAAACUUUUAAACAACUGUCUGCAGCUCCAUGAGUGCUUUGUGAAAUGUUUUGUUAUGUUAUGAAGAAACACACAAUUGGUUUUACUGGUUGUAGCUGAUACACACCCACAAAUGUUGAAAAACAUGUCAAGUUAGGUUGCAGUUUCUGCUGUUUCAAUAAAGACCUGGUGUUA
This is a messenger RNA of Stegastes partitus (bicolor damselfish), 816 nucleotides long. Its product is annotated as oocyte zinc finger protein XlCOF19-like. Gene Ontology annotation, molecular function: DNA-binding transcription factor activity, RNA polymerase II-specific; RNA polymerase II cis-regulatory region sequence-specific DNA binding. The record is from RefSeq and is a predicted model, not a curated record. The transcript has 3 exons. Bases 64 to 276 code for a protein of 70 amino acids. NCBI's taxonomy places the organism in Eukaryota, Metazoa, Chordata, Actinopteri, Pomacentridae. Gene Ontology annotation, biological process: regulation of transcription by RNA polymerase II.